Messenger RNA from Spodoptera frugiperda (fall armyworm), 1409 nucleotides. RefSeq lists its product as uncharacterized. Gene Ontology annotation, cellular component: apical plasma membrane; sarcoplasmic reticulum; clathrin-coated vesicle. NCBI's taxonomy places the organism in Eukaryota, Metazoa, Arthropoda, Insecta, Lepidoptera, Noctuidae. The coding region runs from base 257 to 1006 and encodes 249 amino acids. Gene Ontology annotation, biological process: negative regulation of apoptotic process; regulation of actin filament polymerization. The record is from RefSeq and is a predicted model, not a curated record. The transcript has a single exon.
AAAAAUAUUUAGCAUUAAAAAUACGAAAGUAAAUCGCGCAGAUCGAUAACAUCUUGAUAAAGUGUUACCUACAGUUGAGAUAGCAGAUAUUGUAUAUGCUACACUUGUGAUUUUAAUACUGGACUGGAUUAAGAAAACAGCUGUCGUAUAAUUUUUGUUUGUUGCGCAAUAAAUAAAAUAUCAACAUUAACCAGCAAAAAUAACCGAACUUACAGUUUCCCAUCGUCAUCUCUAAAAUCAACAAGUUCAACUCACAAUGGCGCAAAACAACUUCAUGGACAAAUUACGGAUAUUUUUUGGCAUAAAACAGGAUCCGCCUAGAAAUGAUUUUAGAAAUCCAAUUUGGAGUUCCGACGACGAAGAUGACGGUGAUGAACUAUACACCAGACACGAAAUGAAAGAGUUCUCCGAUUCUAUAGACAUUCACCGAGAGUUCUCUCGACAGAUGCAUGAAAUGUUCCAGACCUUCAGCGCUAUGUUUGGAGACAUUAGGUCAUUCACCAACGACAACCCCUUCGAUUCUUUCACGACCAUCAACCCACUGCCGCCAGAGCAAGGUGAAGAUGCACAAGAACAUUUCCCCACAGGAAACAUACGGGACUACUAUCUGAAGCCCGGCUACCACAAGCACCCGCAAGAGCAGUUGAAAGAAGACAUAGAUUUAGAUGGUAAAAUAUCAUCAAAUGAAAUAUCUGGAUUGCUCAAAACGAAGAAAGACAAACCGAUUGUUCCUAUCACACCAUUCAGUGGGGAGUUGGUACCAGGCCGGUCAUUCUGCCAGACCAUCAUCACCACAAGUGUAACUAAGCCAGACGGAUCGAUUGAGACCAGGCGGAUAGUGAAACGAGGCAAUGAAGUUGUUGAAGAGACAAUCACAUCCACUUCCACAGGAACUGACACGCGAAUGUCACCACUCAACCCAGGUUUGGAUAACUUGUCAACUCCUGGCCAUAUUUACAGCAAUGUUCUGUCGGAACUUUCCUCACUAUUUAGACAUUUUUACUAAUAUUUAAUCCAAUUUCUGUAGCUGUGUAUCUAGACCAUUUCAAUUUAAUGUAUUAGUAUAAGAAAACAAUCUGUAUUUUCUCUUUCUUGCAGAGGAAUAAUUUUGAAAUUAUUAUAAUAACUUCAUAAUAACUAUUUGCAUGUAAUGUUGCAAAAAUAUAGAUGUUUAAUUACAGAUAAAUUAUUCCAUAUUCUUGAUGUAGAGUAUCCACAAAAUGAUAUUUAAAUUAAGGCUCAAUUAUUACUUGUGGACCUGAAUACUAUAGAAAAUAAAUUAAUUCCGGUAGUAUGUAGUCUAAGUAGUGUAGGAGCCUUUCAAAUAUCAAAUAUUAUAAAUAUAGAUCAAAUAAUUGUCAGCUUAUUUAUAAAUUAUGUCAUAAUUAAUACAUAAAUACAUCAUAAAA